AUGUGGAUUGCCAUUGUGCUCUUCCCCCUGAUCUCCUGUGUGUGUGAGCAGAGGUUUGCUGCCCUGAGAGGGAGAGGAGUGCAUGUGGUGCAGAUCAGCAGGCUUUCCUCUGAGCAGCAGUGUAGGCAGGCCUGCCUAAGUCCAGCUGCUUCAGGUCACCACCACUGUAACUGGGCUGUGCCCUACCACAAUCACUGCCUCCUCUUGCAGUGUCACCAGCUGAGUGUGUGCCAGAAUGCUGGAGAACAGGACCUCAAAGAUCUGCUUGGAGGAAUUGUCAGUGGGAGAAGGGACACAGCCCUGCUUCACCCCCAGAAACAGCAGAGAGAGGGGGAUGCAGGGGGAGACCAAUACAAGGUGCAAAACCCGCCGGCUGCCUCCACUGCUGCUGCUCACAAGGUCCACCUGAGGCACUUGCUUGAGGCUGAGGGUGAAGAUGGAACAACAAAUGCAAGCAGAACAAUUGCAAGCAAUGCUGCAGCCACCACCCCCACAGCCACCACUGCAGCCACCACUGCAGCCACCACCACCACCUCAGCCUCCACUACCAUAACAACAAGGGCCACAAAUGCCACUGUCCUCUCUACAGCCUAUGGAACAACUGCCAAAGCCUCCACUGCCUCUGGAGGUUCUCAUCUCGCUGAAGCCACAUCAGUCACUGCCUCUUCUCCUACUUCUGCUAACAGUUCCAGCCAUGUCACCAAGCCUGGGCUCACCAUGGAAAGCUCAGGACACAGCAGCUCUGUCUCAGUGUCAUCCCCCAGCUCUGCUGCCCUCCCUGUGUCCUCUGCAGCAGGUACUGAGUUGCCUCCCCGGGAGCGCUUGGAGCCAGGCGCCAGCAGCGUUCCCCCCCCUGCUGCUGCUGGGGCUGGCCUGGGCACACUGAGCAGCCUCAGCUCAGAGGCUGCAGGAGUGUCUCCCACUGCUCCCAUGGCACUGGACCCUCAGGACAGGACACCCUCUGCUAACCCUCUGCCUGGCACUACAGUGCUGCAUCUAGAGCCAGAAGCAGGGGCAGCUCCCACGUUCUCAUCUGCUCCUCCUCUGGGCUCUGCAAGAGGUGUGGAAGUUUCACUUCCUGCCUCUCCAGCACAAACAACGACUGAGCCUGGGAUGGAGCCAACAUCUCUCACUUCCUCCCCAGCAGAUGCCCCCAGAACAACAGCUCCUGGCAUUGCAGGUGCUCAGGACACAGAUAGUGAUUACCUGCUGGUUGCUGCUGAGCCCCUGACCCAGUACCUGGUGGACAGGAGCUCCCUGCUGGCAGUGCUUCUGGUGGGCACAGGCUUCCUCAUCACUGUCCUGGUACUCUUCCUCAUGCAGGCCUACGAGAGCUACAAGAAGAAGGAUUACACCCAGGUGGAUUACCUGAUCAAUGGGAUGUAUCUGGACUCAGAGAUGUGA
Molecule: messenger RNA, 1404 nt
Organism: Indicator indicator
Lineage: Eukaryota; Metazoa; Chordata; Aves; Piciformes; Indicatoridae
Gene: C21H11orf24
Product: chromosome 21 C11orf24 homolog
Exons: 4
Coding region: 1-1404 (467 amino acids)
Source: RefSeq, a predicted model, not a curated record